Messenger RNA from Paramecium tetraurelia, 1041 nucleotides. RefSeq lists its product as uncharacterized. NCBI's taxonomy places the organism in Eukaryota, Ciliophora, Oligohymenophorea, Peniculida, Parameciidae. The record is from RefSeq and is a predicted model, not a curated record. Gene Ontology annotation, biological process: protein dephosphorylation. Gene Ontology annotation, molecular function: protein serine/threonine phosphatase activity. The transcript is spliced from 2 exons.
AUGAGCAUUCUUCUCAGAAAAACCAAUAAGUAGACGAGUUCUCUCAAGUCCUUGAGAUCAACUCAAUAGAAAUAGAAGCUGCCCUAAGUUUCUAAGUACCGUUACACCAGCAAAAAGUUCCAUCCGCUGAAAACAGAACCAGAUUACAUAAAUGAUUGUGUUAAAUUCUUCACAAUAAGAACACUCCAAGGGAUAGACAACAACAUCGAUAAUAAUUAAGACUGCAUAUUCUAUUCUACUAAUUAUAAUGACAAUGAAGAUCAGUAUUUGUUCGGCAUUUGCGAUGGACACGGUCCUGAUGGCCAUCUCGUUUCCAAUUAUGUCGCACAUUAAUACAAAAGAAAAUUAAGAAUUUCAUUGUUUUUUGGAGAUCAUCAAUCCUAAAACAUUAAAUUGAUGAAUCAAUGCACUUUGGAUAUUGAAAAAGAAAUGCAGUUUAAUGAUGAGUUCAAUCUAAUGUUGAGUGGAACAACUUUAAUAGCAAUAUUCAUUAAUGGUGACAAAAUCAUAUGUUAAAAUAUUGGCAAUUCCAAAGCAGUUUUCUUUUCUAAAUCUCUAUAGUAAUGGUAACAUAAAGAGUUAUCCUAAGAUCAUAAAUUAUCUCACAAUUAAGAAUGUUUCAGAAUACUUAAAAGUGGAGGAUAAAUCAGAUAGUUGAGAAAUGAAUUUACUAAUAAAAAAUAAGGACCCUAUUACGUCUUUUUGUAGGAUCAAAAUAUACCGUAGUUGUAUACUACCAGAUCUUUGGGAGAUUCAAUAGGGAAGAAAAUAGGGAUAACAGCAGAAUCGGGGUUUCAGACAUUCUAAAUAAAAUAGGAAGGAUUUCUGAUUAUUGGGACUUGUGGUUUGUGGGAUGUGAUGAGUUAUUAGGAUAUCAUGGCUUAAUUGGAUCAGGUUAGACUGAUAACUCAAUAAAAACAAAUUGAAGAGUUGGCAAAUUCUAUAUUGAAUUAUUGUAAAAGGAAAUGGGAAACCUAUUAUAACAAUAAUGAAGUGGUUAAAAUUGAAGAUAUCUCCUUCAUUUUAAUUUAUUUAUCUUGA